CGCACCCAGCAGCACACUCACCUACCUCCCAACACUCCCUCCCCAUCCUCCCUUCCAUCAAUCAACAAUGGAGGCCAUGCUAUCCCAGGCCAAGCAGCUCUGCCCCUUCAUCAAGAGGUCCUCGACAGCCACCCUUCGCCAGCUCAGCACCGGUCGCCGCAAUGGACAGUCUUUGCUGACCAGGGCCGGCUACAACUGCCCCAUCAUGCGAAAGGCCCUUGUCAAGCAGCAGCGACACUACGUGGCGCCUACUAAGCCCGUGCACGCCCGCGUACCCACCCUCGACCAGGUCCAUUUGCGUGCAGGCGUCGUGGACACCAGCAAAGGCUCCGAACUCUGCCCCCAUGCCCAAGCCGCCAUGGCAGCAAGCCGUGGUGAGCACAAGACAGAGCUGUCGCCAGCUUUUCCUUACGAGGGCUUCUACGGCGACAUUCUCCAGAAGAAAAAAGACGACAAGUCUUACCGCAUCUUCAACAAUGUCAACCGACUUGCAAAGGAGUUUCCAUUGGCACACCCGCGGGACCCGACCAAGCGCAUCAACGUGUGGUGCUCGAACGAUUAUCUCGGAAUGGGCAAGCACAAGGAAGUGGUCAAAUCGAUGCACGACUCGAUUGACACAUACGGCGCCGGUGCCGGCGGUACCCGUAACAUCGCUGGCCACAACAUGUCCGCCGAGCGGCUCGAACGUUCGUUGGCUCAACUGCACCACAAGGAAGCAGCCCUUGUCUUUUCUUCUUGUUUUGUGGCCAACGACGCUUGCUUGUCGACGCUCGGUUCCAAGUUGCCAAACUGUGUCAUUUUCUCCGACGAGUCGAACCAUGCCUCGAUGAUCCAGGGCAUCCGAAACUCGAGAGCUGAAAAGAUCCUAUUCAAGCACAACGAUAUCCAAGACCUCGAGCGUAAGUUGCAGUCAGUCGACCCGUCUCGCCCCAAAAUCAUUGCAUUCGAAUCUGUCUACUCCAUGCACGGAGAUGUUGGGCCCAUUUCUCAGAUUUGCGACUUGGCGGAGAAGUACGGCGCGAUCACCUUCUUGGACGAGGUCCACGCUGUCGGCAUGUACGGCAAGCACGGUGGCGGCGUGGCAGAAGAGACUGCCGGCCUCAUGGAACGCGUUGAUAUCAUCACAGGUACCCUUGCAAAAGCUUACGGCUGUGUUGGAGGCUACAUCGCGGCUUCUGCUAAAUGCGUUGACACCGUCCGCUCGCUGGCCCCUGGCUUCAUCUUCACCACUUCUCUUCCACCCCACCUCAUGACUGGUGCAUUGACAGCUGUCGAGCAUCUCAAGCAAUCUCAGUACGAGCGUGCCGCACAGCGUCUCGCUGUCUCACGCACGAAAGCUGCAUUGACCUCGAUUGGCAUUCCCAUCUUGGCCAAUAACACCCACAUUCUUCCCGUCAUGGUCGGUUCUGCUGAAAAGGCAAAGCUGGCUAGUGACGAGCUUUUCACCAAACACAACAUCUACGUUCAGUCCAUCAACUACCCAACCGUCCCCGUUGGCACUGAGCGUCUCCGCAUCACGCCCGGCCCUGCUCACUCACCCAUCAUGAUUGAGCAGCUCAAGGAGGCCAUCGACUCCAUCUGGACUGAGCACAACUUGCCUCGUAUUGAUGCUUGGUCUGCUCGUGGUGUCAACGUUGGUCUGGGAGUUAAGAUGGACUCCGUGACAAACGAGCGUGGCUUUGUAGGCGCUAUGCAUCAGGCACCCGUGAUUGAUGUGGCUCACCAGCCGCUCAUCUCUGCCUCUGCUUGAUUAUAGUUGACAGAUAGUUUGUAAGGUUUUGUGGAUGGAAAAUGCUCCAGC
This is a messenger RNA of Protomyces lactucae-debilis, 1801 nucleotides long. Its product is annotated as 5-aminolevulinate synthase. The record is from RefSeq and is a predicted model, not a curated record. The transcript has 2 exons. Gene Ontology annotation, molecular function: pyridoxal phosphate binding; 5-aminolevulinate synthase activity. The coding region runs from base 68 to 1750 and encodes 560 amino acids. Lineage: Eukaryota; Fungi; Ascomycota; Taphrinomycetes; Taphrinales; Protomycetaceae. Gene Ontology annotation, biological process: heme biosynthetic process. Gene Ontology annotation, cellular component: mitochondrion.